UUGUGUAUUUUAGGUAUUUCUGGUGCCGGAAUCACCCAUCUAUUGACACCUAACAAGUUUCGUGUUGAAGCAAAACUUGGUUCAGUGUUCAUAGGGGAAGAUAUUACUGUAGCACAAGGAUUUUUCGUGGAGUUUAUUUUAACCUUCAUCCUCACGAUUGUGUUUUUGAGUUGUAAAGACAACAAAAGAAAACAUUCUGACGGACCGUCAUCAAUUAUUAUUGGUGUGACGUACAUUGCUCUACACUUUGCCGGAAAAGGUUACACCGGCGGUUCAUUCAAUCCUGCAAGAGCAUUUGGCCCAUCACUCAUAUUUGGUGAAUUGGGUAGUUAUUCUUGGAUAUACUGGAUAGCUCCGUACGUUGGAUCAACAAUUGCUGGUCUGCUAUACAGGUUCAUACUGAGUCCUAUUGAACCUGUGAAGACGCCUACCCCCAGCAAAGACCACGUGAAAAUUGAAAUGCCGGACCUAACUUCAAGUACUGGAAACGAGGUUGCCUCCUUUGAAAUUCUAAAACAGUCAGAAUUUCGCAAGGGUUUUAGAGAUCAUUUGAAUUGUGUUAUAAAAAUCCAACUAACUCAAUUAAGUUUGUUUAUCGUUGUGCAAAUGUAUGAGACACUGAAAGGCGAAAGUACGCUAGCUUGUUUUUUUAAUCCUACCCACGUCCUAAAAAUAUUAUCAGGUUGGCUUACAUGGUUGGGGACGCUGAAAAAGGUACCUUUCGUUGAUUGGGUAAGGAGAAUCCUUAGUAACGAACGUUCUGUUGGUUUAUUUUGUUUAUUGGCCAUACACAAUAGUAUCGUGCGAAUGCAAUGUUUGAAAAACUCCAUCAUGGGUGUUAAGGAAUAUUUUCGUGAAUUUAAUAGCAAAUAUUUUUGGAGGGCAGUGUUUUGUGAAUUGCUGGCUACAACUUUCUUCGUAUUUAUUGUGACAUCAGUUGGUAUGAAUUUCGGUAAGACAUUCGAAAUGUCGAUCGAGACCAUCAAGACUUGCUUACCUACAGGAUUUACAAUGAUAUUCUUGUUAAAAACAUUUGGACCAAUAAGUGGGGGAUAUGUAAACCCUGCACUGUCAAUGGGUGCGUAUGUUAAUGGAGAUAUCAGCAGUCCCCGUGCUACCAUGUAUUCUGUGGCUCAAUAUGUUGGAGGUCUAUUUGGUGGUGGAAUCACGCAUUUUUUGACGCCAUAUAAGUUCCGUCUUGAAUCAAAACUUGGUUCAGUGUUCAUAGGGGAAGAUAUUACUGUAGCACAAGGAUUUUUUGUUGAGUUUAUUUUAACCUUCAUCCUCACGCUUGUGUUUUUGAGUUGUAAAGAUAACAAAAGAAAACAUUCCGACGGACCGUCAACAAUCGUUGUUGGUGUGACGUACAUUGGGCUUCACUUUGCGGGAAAAGGUUACACGGGUGGUUCAUUCAAUCCUGCAAGAGCAUUUGGUCCAUCACUCAUAUUUGGUGAAUGGGAUGAUCACUCGUGGAUAUACUGGGUAGCACCAUACGUUGGAUCAACAAUUGCUGGUCUGCUAUACCGAUUUAUAUUGAGUCCUAUCGAACCUGUAGAAACAGAUAGUACAAAUAAUGACCAUGUAAAAAUCGAAAUGACAGAAGGUACGCAACCUUCUUACAAGAGUAACACUGUCUUGAAGGUGGAAUACUAAAAACAAGCUUACUAUAUAGUGAUAUUUCGUCCCAGUACAUACAAACUUCAGUAAAAAGGAUGUUUUCGGCUAUAUGUUAUGAAGCGCUCUAUCAGCCUCGCACCUUGGUACUGUGAGGAUUUGUUUCGGAAGAAUGAAGUUCGUUAAAUUUAUUAAAAGCUGUGUAUAUUAUUGUAGCUUCAUUGGAGAGUAAAAUUGAUAUCUAGUAGUCUGUAAAUACACUGUAUUUUUUGAUAGGCAAGCAAAUAAAUAUAGAUUUGUAUUCCGUUAAACUUUUAUUCAACGCGUACUAAACACAUGUAUGUAUUCCCAGCCCUUGCAGCCUCUUUUUAAUUUGUAAUGGUGAGAUUGAAACAACUAGUGCUAGUAAUGAGGUUGUGUGCGAAGAUGAAAGAAAUACAAAAUGAUAAAAUGGUUCCACAAGACAAAUGUCUCGGACCAGCCACUCUACUCUUCGCCGAACAAUUUUCUGUCAAAAAUCAUAUUUAGUUAGUUGUAGUUUAUUUAUUAAAAAUAUAUUAGGAAGAAAAA
Molecule: messenger RNA, 2184 nt
Organism: Hydractinia symbiolongicarpus
Lineage: Eukaryota; Metazoa; Cnidaria; Hydrozoa; Anthoathecata; Hydractiniidae
Exons: 10
Biological process (GO): transmembrane transport
Cellular component (GO): plasma membrane
Molecular function (GO): water channel activity
Source: RefSeq, a predicted model, not a curated record